CUUUCUCUCUCCCCUUUCUUUCUCUUUCUCUCUUAUAUAAGUGAGUUUAGCCUGUAUCCUGUCUAAACACCCCAGGUGAGUCUCUAAAGAGGAGCAUCAGAGUUGAAAUACACAGUCACAGAUUGUUGAUAAUGAAAAACAAACGUGGUGCAUCUGUCGAUGACGCUGCCUAUCCUGUACAGGAGUUGGCUAGCCCACCUCAAUCAGUUCCAAUUACCAACCUUCAGACACAGCAAAACAGCCAGGGACCCCAAAUUGUCCAAUAUGCAACCACACCUGGUGUAGCUCCAAUGCCCACAGUUUACACCCCACAACCUGUACCAGUAAGUCAGACAGGGCAGUCUUCAUACACGACUGGUGGAGGAAUGCCAAUUCCUCCUCCACCAUAUGAAGCACAACCAGUCCAGGGUUCCUCAUUUGUACAUCAGACAGUCCAGCCUACACCUGUUCCAAUGCCUACAGUUUAUGCACCACCCCCACCAGGUUAUAUGGAUACGAAACCUUCUGCACCACAACAAGACAAGAGUCCAUGCAUAAACGUGACAGUCCAGUCUACGGUUGCACCUACAUUCUCUGAUCCACAAGUUAUGGCUCCAUCUCCAAGCCAAACUGUGCCACCUGGGCCUGGUGUAGCCACUCAACAAAGCGUACCAGUCAUGUCUCCACCUGUAAACCAAACUGUGUCUCCUGUGCCUGCUAUUAUUAUUGCUGCGGCCCCCCAUCUGAGUGAUGUACCGGGGCAAGCAAAAUGCCCUCAAUGCCAACAAAUGGUUGUCACGCGCACAGAGUAUGUUAAUGGCCUGCUGGUCUGGGCCAUCUGCGGAGGUCUUGGCAUUUUUGGGAUCUGGCCAUGUUGUUUGAUCCCUUUCUGUGUGAAGGCAUGCAAGGACGUAGAGCAUCACUGUCCGCAGUGCAACAUCGUCAUCUACAAAUAUAAACGAAUGUAGCUUUUUCUGUGAUAAAAGAAUAUUCGGGAAAGAAAGCUUCAAACACAAACCAAAUUUGUUCCAAAGCUUUAAUAAUAAUAAUGUUUCAACCUUCACUGGACAUUAAUGGAGUCUACAAUAAUUCAUAAAAACAUAAUCAUGACAUGAUGAAAAGUU
Messenger RNA from Misgurnus anguillicaudatus (oriental weatherfish), 1103 nucleotides. RefSeq names its product lipopolysaccharide-induced tumor necrosis factor-alpha factor homolog. Gene Ontology annotation, molecular function: zinc ion binding. Gene Ontology annotation, cellular component: cytoplasmic side of lysosomal membrane; nucleus; cytoplasmic side of late endosome membrane. The record is from RefSeq and is a predicted model, not a curated record. Lineage: Eukaryota; Metazoa; Chordata; Actinopteri; Cypriniformes; Cobitidae.